AUGCUUGCCACCGCCACGUUUUUGUUUCUUCACCCGUUAUUCCGCAUCAAAACCUUAAUCGCCAAAAUUCACCGGACCUGUCUCCGAUUCAAUACGCCGAUUAAACAUCAAGUAAACCCCUUACCCGAACUGGAAAAAGAAGAAGAGCUGGAUUCUGAUGAUGAACAUAAUCAAUCGGUCAGAAUCGCCGAGGAAAGGAAUAGAGCUGCGCAUUAUAGGCGAAGAGCAGAAGCACUUCGCGAAAGGCUACGAAGGGGCGAGGAGAUACCACUUGACGAUAUCACUGGCCCAUACGUAAUGUUCUCAUCCGAUUACCUCAGAUUCUACGUCGAGGACAUGCUCCCCAGACAUUCCUUCGGUGCAUUCGAUAAUUGGGAUGUUGGAACCAUCGAGAUCCGCCCAGGAGCCCUGAGGCCCUUCGAUGGAAAUCGCAGCAAUGCCCUUGGAAUACAGUGUUACCUUAUGGAUCAGCCAAAUGAAGGGCUUUGGAUAAAAUUGGACGAAAUUCCAGAUUUUGCGGACACACAUGCUUUCCAUGUCGACACUAUUGGAGGAGAUGGUGAAUUAAAUCACGCCUACAUUACAUUUCUGGGGGAGGGUGUCAUUGAGUUGCGCCUCGAAGGUCGAGCGCUAGAUGCCGAGCAUGUAUAUACAGCUGAUCGGUCACAAUGGGGACGGCCGAAGGCACCUCAGGAGGUGCGCUACAUUGGGGUGCAAGACGAAGACGAAGUGAUUCCGGAAAACGUAUACGAUUCAGAGGAAUGGGACAUGGACGCAGAGGAUGGCUCAGAGGAUGGCUCAGAGGAUGAUUAG
Messenger RNA from Alternaria postmessia, 813 nucleotides. RefSeq lists its product as uncharacterized. The transcript is spliced from 3 exons. Bases 1 to 813 code for a protein of 270 amino acids. The record is from RefSeq and is a predicted model, not a curated record. NCBI's taxonomy places the organism in Eukaryota, Fungi, Ascomycota, Dothideomycetes, Pleosporales, Pleosporaceae.